Molecule: messenger RNA, 1746 nt
Organism: Cladophialophora carrionii CBS 160.54
Lineage: Eukaryota; Fungi; Ascomycota; Eurotiomycetes; Chaetothyriales; Herpotrichiellaceae
Exons: 2
Coding region: 1-1746 (581 amino acids)
Biological process (GO): ketone body catabolic process
Molecular function (GO): succinyl-CoA:3-oxo-acid CoA-transferase activity
Source: RefSeq, a predicted model, not a curated record
AUGUCAUUUCUGCUGGAGGCGUCGCCUUGCCUGAAGGAGGCUACACUUCGGGGCAGUCUAAGACCGGGAGCCGCCACCGCGGCAUCCAUACGGCGGAGGGUCGGCGGAUGGGGGACAUUCGUGAUCUCUGUGCGGGAGAAGCAGAGGCACGGGCAGAAGCUGAAACAGGAGCAGAAGCAGCCGUUCAGCGUCUGUUCGAGGAAGUACCGAGAGCGCGUUGACACAAGCAUCGACGUCUCUGGGCAAGGCGCCUCCAAGGUCUACAAGAGUGCCGACGACGCGAUUGCGGAUCUCCAGGACGGGAGUGUCAUUUUGUCGGCUGGCUUCGGGCUCUCUGGCGUGGCGGAAACCCUCAUCGACGCCAUCCGCCGCAAAGGCACGCGCAAUCUCACCGUCGUGUCCAACAACGCCGGGGCCGGCGAGCACGGCCUCGCCAAACUCAGCCCGACAGGCCAGGUGUCGCGCUGGAUCGUCUCCUUCAUCGGCAACAACAAGCCGCUGGGCAAACAGUACCACGAGGGCAAAGUCGUCGUGGAGCUAUGCCCACAGGGAACCAUCGCCGAGCGUCUCCGUGCCGCCGGGGCCGGGAUACCCGCGUUCUUCACCGCCACGGGGGCACGCACGCUGAUCGAGACGGGCGGGAUCCCGCAUCGCCUGGGGCCGCGCGACGCCGCGACGGGCAAACACGCCGUCGCCGAGGCGGGCCGUCCGCGCGAGACCCGCAUCUUCGAUGGGCGGACGUACCUGCUCGAAACGGCGCUGCGGGGGGACGUGGCGAUCGUGCGCGCCUGGAAGGUCGACACCGCGGGCAACUGCAUCUUCCGCUCGACGACCAAGACGUACGGCGUGCUCAUGCCCAAGGCCGCCCAGCUGGCCAUCGUCGAGGCCGAACACGUCGUCCCCGUGGGCAGCCUGCAUCCCGACCACAUCGACCUGCCGGGGAUCUAUAUCGACCGGAUCUGCCCUGCCACGUCGGCCAAGCAUAUCGAGAAGAUCGUGUUGAGCGCGAAGGACCGCGACGCCGACGCAACUCCGUCGCAGAAGAAUGGCGGCGGCGGGAAGAACAACGACGACGACGAAGCCAACAAACGCACACGCAUCGCGCGCCGCGCGGCCCGCGAACUCAAGGACGGCUCGUACGUCAACCUCGGCGUCGGCAUCCCCACGCUGGCGCCCUCGUUCCUCCCCUCCACCACCAAGGUGUGGCUGCAGUCCGAGAACGGGAUCGUGGGCAUGGGGCCGUACCCGCGCACGCUCGCCGAGGCCGACCCGGACACCAUCAACGCGGGCAAGGAGGCCGUCACGCUGGUUCCCGGCGCCAGCACCUUCGACAGCGCCGAAUCGUUCGGCAUGAUCCGUGGCGGACACAUCGACGUGUCUCUCCUCGGCGCCUUGCAGGUGAGUGCCUCGGGCGACCUGGCCAACUAUAUCAUCCCGGGCAAGGCUUUCAACGGCAUGGGUGGUGCCAUGGAUCUCGUGUCGAACCCGGAUAAGACCAAGAUCAUCGUCUGCACCUACCACACGGACAGGGAAGGGCGGAGUAAGAUUGUCGACGAGUGUGAGUUGCCGUUGACAGGGAAGGGAGUCGUCAGCCUGAUCAUCACGGAGCUGGCCGUGUUUGAAGUCGACCGGACGGGCGGCACGGGGUUAGUGCUGAAGGAGGUGGCGGAGGGGGUGACUGUCGACGACGUGAGGGAGAGGACGAGCGCGAGAUUCACUGUCGCCGAGGAGGUUGGCACCUUUUGA